UCCAUAUCUGUAUUCCUUUCCCCAAUGGCAAGAUGAGUCGCAGGUCUGUGUGUGUGAUUCUUUUUUCUCUGCUGUGUGAGAGAGCAAUAUCACAAGCACAACCCAAACAGGAAAACAUUACCGGGUUCCUUGAUGGAUCUGUCUUGUUUAAUGUGAGCCAGUGCAAAGUAAUGGGAGAGCUGUCGUUCCUUAGAGAAGAUAAGAACAAUAAUGUUUCUACAAGAGUGUUUUAUGUAGACGGGACCUAUCCUGACCACGUACAUAAACCAUAUAAAGACCGCGUGCAGUGCAGGAACGGUUCUUGCUCUCUGCAAAACCUGAGGAUGGAGGACACAGGCUGGUACCGCUGGAUGUGUGAGGCUACACCUGACACGUACUUUUAUCUCAGUGUAGCUGCACAACCCAAACAGGAAAACAUUACCGGGUUCCUUGAUGGAUCUGUCUUCUUUAAUGUGAUCCGGUGCAAAGUAAUGGGAGAGCUGUCAUUCCUUAGAGAAGAUAAGAACAAUAAUGUUUCUACAAGAGUGUUUUAUGUAGACGGGAUCUAUCCUGACCGCGUACAUAAACCAUAUAAAGACCGCGUGCAGUGCAGGAACAGUUCUUGCUCUCUGCAAAACCUGAGGAUGGAGGACACAGGCUGGUACCGCUGGAUGUGUGAGGCUACAUCUGACAAGUACUUUUAUCUCAGUGUAGCUGGCUUAACAAGAAAGCUUUCCAUCUCUACUCAUCAGUCACAUGUGAAAGGUAUUCAGGGACAGACGCUUGAACUGGCUAUAUCGUAUCAGAUCACUCAGCCUAUUACGUUUAUGCAAAUCCAAUGGGAUCUUCUAAGUUCCCCAACAGUGACCCUUGUCAUGUGUACAAUACGCUCCAUAAAUGUAGGCACAGCCAAUGAACCUCGUAUCACCCAAGUCCCACCCAGGUGCUAUAAAAAUCGAAUGGACAUAACACUUGAAAACGGCUCAUUGAUAAUUAAAGGUCUAAGGAAAAAUGACACUGGAAUAUAUCAGGUGACAUUAAGAGAUUCUGUGCGAAGUGUAGUUGCUACCAUCAAUGUGACUGUGGAGGAUAUUGGUGAAGUACAAGUUGGGACACAAGUGCCAGAUGUCUGCUACUGUGCAACUAACUCCAGCUCUGUGGGUUUUAAUACUUUGGCCUGGACGAUCAUGGGAAGUCGACUGUCCUCCAUCCUUAUCACCCUCAUUGUUUUAGUUGGGAUCAAAAUAAUAAAAAGCAAAAGACGAAAGAAAUGAAGUGCUUGACAGGUUUACAAAUGAUGGUCAGCACAACAGCACUUCUGUGCAAGUGAACCCAUCGUUCUUUACUACAGGGAUAGAUCCAUAAAAGCGACAUUUUAGGCUGCACUGAGCACUUUAGCAUGAUUAAGGGCUAAGUUCAGUUUGAAACAAUGCUGUUUAUGGAUCUAUCACUUUAAUAAACAGCAGUGGGUUCACUUGCACAGAUGUGCUGUUGUUUCGUCAUAAAAUUUACAUUGUUUUAAUGAUUAGCAGAGACAAUAAAAAAGCAACAUGUACUCCGUUUAAAAAAUUUUUUUUUAUAAGGGUUAAGCUCAUAUUGUUUGUCCACAAAUGAUGUUCCACAUACCAUGCACUAUAAAUUGUGUUAUUUCUCAA
Molecule: messenger RNA, 1634 nt
Organism: Bombina bombina (fire-bellied toad)
Lineage: Eukaryota; Metazoa; Chordata; Amphibia; Anura; Bombinatoridae
Exons: 5
Coding region: 33-1253 (406 amino acids)
Source: RefSeq, a predicted model, not a curated record